CAAAAGUCCACCACGUCAAUCCGACGCCUCCUCCUCCUCCUGCUCCUCCACCACCACCGCAGCCUCAGCUCUCGCCCUCGACCCGCGCAGUCGGCCGCCCCGCGACACUCCGUCGAUUGCGACCUCCCCGCUGCUCGCUCGCUCUCCUUCCCCCGUCGACCGACCCUGACAUGGCGCCGGCUCUGACUGCCUCGGCGGCGAUGGGCGUCGUCGCCCGGCGACAGCUCCUCGUCCCGACCACCGCCUCGUCCGCGCCCCGCGUCGCCGUCCGGAUACUCGCACAGCAGCGCGGCUACGCGACACCAAAGGGCCCCCCUCCCGCCAACUUCCGCACGAGCAGGCGCACCGAGUGGCCGUGGGACAAGGAGAGCACGCUCGACCGCAUGGGCAAAUUCUUCCUCUUGACCGAGAUGGCGAGGGGAAUGUACGUCCUGCUCGAGCAAUUCUUCCGGCCUCCGUACACCAUCUUCUAUCCCUUUGAAAAGGGACCCAUCUCCCCCCGAUUCCGUGGCGAGCACGCCCUCCGACGAUACCCCUCUGGCGAAGAGCGCUGCAUUGCCUGCAAGCUGUGCGAAGCUAUUUGCCCGGCUCAAGCCAUCACCAUCGAGGCCGAGGAGCGUGCCGAUGGCUCCCGCCGUACCACCCGUUAUGAUAUCGACAUGACCAAGUGCAUCUACUGCGGCUUCUGCCAGGAGUCGUGCCCCGUCGACGCCAUCGUCGAGAGCCCCAACGCCGAGUACGCCACCGAGACGAGGGAAGAGCUUCUGUACAACAAGGAGAAGUUGCUCUCCAACGGCGACAAGUGGGAGCCCGAACUGGCAGCCGCCAUCCGCGCCGACUCGCCGUACCGGUAAAUCACCGCGCCAUCGACGACGACGACGACGACACCCGCACGCCCGCUCUGCCGAGAGCCGCCGCCCAUCUCUUGACUUCGGUGGCGGCGACAGCGGCAGCGGCAGCCAAAUACACACCACCUGUUGUUACCACAAAAAUCCCAAAUCGAUUUCGGGCUUUUUUUUUCAGUUUUGUGUUCCACAUGUACCGGUAGUAGUAAAAGGACGGGGUAGAGGGGAUGAGGCGAGAGAAUUGCGGGUGCAAGGGCCGAAAGGGGUCAAUUGGGACAAGCCUGACGACGGUGUAGUUGGUCGUGCGGCUGUGCCGAUGGUUGAGUGGAUGAGGAUGCGUGAGCUGUGUACAUAUCCAGAGGCAGGCAGGCAGGCAGGCAAGAGACAAUGCAUAUUCACCACCAGCUCGCCCGCAAGAUAAUUCCGUUCUCCAUGGCACGGCAUCUCUGCUGGUCUCGCUCAUUGUGUCCUGCGAGCGUGCGUGGG
Messenger RNA from Purpureocillium takamizusanense, 1331 nucleotides. RefSeq names its product ndufs8, ubiquinone oxidoreductase 23 kd subunit (gene NdufS8). NCBI's taxonomy places the organism in Eukaryota, Fungi, Ascomycota, Sordariomycetes, Hypocreales, Ophiocordycipitaceae. Gene Ontology annotation, cellular component: membrane. The record is from RefSeq and is a predicted model, not a curated record. The coding region runs from base 171 to 854 and encodes 227 amino acids. The transcript has 5 exons. Gene Ontology annotation, molecular function: NADH dehydrogenase activity; 4 iron, 4 sulfur cluster binding. Gene Ontology annotation, biological process: mitochondrial respiratory chain complex I assembly; mitochondrial electron transport, NADH to ubiquinone.